AUGUCCCCCUAACAGGUCGUUGCCGCUCCGAGUCGUGCGUUUUAUCACUAUGUUACGAACUUUCCGUACGUAAAUUCCCCUUCUUCACUUUUAUUGUUUUGUCAUUUCUUCCUUUUUUUUUAUCGCGCUCGCGUUGUCUUUCAAGUGCUCUCAUCGUGCUCGUCUCGUAUUCCGUUUAUUUAUUUCAUCUUGGUGCCCCGUUCCACUCUCUUUUCCCGCCCUGAAAUGCUCUGUCAAGACUUACGUUUUGUUUGCCAGUCUGUUUCGUGCUGAAUUUUUAUUCCCGUUGAUCUGACAGUUUGUUUAGCUUCCGCUUUAUGAGUUGCCCCGUCGGCGCCGGCUAAAAGAGGGGAAAAUGGUGUCACCUCGAGUAUUCAACUUAGUUGUGUUUUCUCUGAGUUGUGUCUUGGCGGACUCCAGCACAAAAAUUGGUUACUUCUGGCAUAUCAGUGACAUUCAUUUGGAUGAAGACCUUGGGACUAAUUUCAAUAAUUGUUGGCGAGGCCCGCAAAGGCCCUCGGGGAAGUAUGGGGAUCACAACUGCGACAGUUCUCGGAAUCUGGUCGAGUCAGCCGUCCACGCCAUGAGGCAGAAGCAUGGAGAUAACGUCGAAUUCGUCCUCUGGACAGGUGACGGACUCAGUAGAAAAUCCGGAAAAACACUGGAGCAGCAAAUUGGGACUCUCCGAAACUUGACGAUUCUGUUAAGCGCCGCGUUCAGCAGUCAUUUCAUUUACCCUGUCCUUGGCCACGAGGAUCCUGAGUCGUAUACAAUUCUAGCCAACCUCUGGAAACUUUGGCUUCCCACCGAGGCCCUCUUAACUUUUACUAAAGGUGGGUACUACUCUAUCGAGCAAAAAGUAAGGAAACUUCGGAUUGUUGCUCUUAACACCAAUCUCUUUACGAACAGCUCUUGGGACCAGGAAGCGGAGGAACAAUGGGACUGGCUGGAGUCAGUCCUUAUCAAAUCAUCCAGAAAUAAAGAAACGGUUUACCUGGUGGGUCACGUGCCCCCCGGCAUGGAUGAACGGCAGUCUCGAUCGCCCCACCAACAGCGAAUCCUCCUCAUGCCUUCACACAAUAGCAGAUACUUGGCUCUUGUCCGCAGAUUCGCCAAUAUUAUAACUGGGCAAUUUUUCGGUCAUUUUCAUACGGACUCAUUUCGUAUCGUAUAUGACGACAAUGAUAACCGACCGGUAUCAACAAUAUUCAUAGCACCGUCCGUAACCCCUAAGCGAAGCCCAAAUGGUGUCAACAAUCCAGGGCUGCGCCUCUAUAAAUUCAACAAGGACACUGGACAGGUUUUAGAUUACAAUCAGUAUUACCUAGAUCUGUCAGUAGCCAACAAAGACGAGAAAGCUGAAUGGACGUCAGAGUACAAUCUCACGUCGUACUACGAGUUCAAGCAAUCAACUUUCGAGCCUGUUUCGGCUGAACAGAUGGAUCAGCUGGCCGAAAGCUUCAUCGUCCCCGCGGACUACGAUCUGUUUUACAAGUACUACGUGGCCAAUUCUGUUAAGGCCUUACAGAAUGAUGCUGUGAUACCUCAUUCCACAAUCAACGCCCAUUACUGUGCCAUAACCCAAAUAGACUUCUCCAUGUAUCAUAACUGCUUAGCAACCAAGUACAGUGCUUUAGCUUCUUCAAAGAGUUCCAAAAAUCAGUUCCGUAACUGGAUUGGACAAUUAAUAUUUACAUUAAUCCUAGUAUCCAUAUCCAGUUGAUGAAUACUUCAUACUGUACCUUCUUGAUACUCAUUUAUUUUUCUACUUUAUGGUCUAAAUACUGUACAUUUUUGUAAAUAUUUUUAAUGUAACGAUAACUGUAAAUAAAAUUUUGUGUUCCCACAAGCAUUGUUCUUGUAAAACUUAUUUUUCAUCAUUAUUUUCCCUCAUAAGAGGCUAUGAGGGAGUAUUUUAUCAGAAAUCAGUCUUCGGUUUGAACUAUCCUGAAUUAACAAAAUGUUUCAAUUGGUAUGAUUUGUGGCAGAAUAAUGAAGUGAGUUUUCUGGAACUCCAAGAAUUAACCUUCCAUUAUGAUAAUUACUCUAUCAAAUGGUUUACUAUUGGUUUUAAAGAUAAAGUUCCCCAAGGAAGAAAUAGAGAAUUAGAGAUCACAUGAGCUGGCGAUUAAAUGUAUGCAUUACCAUUAUGGUAUGACUAAAGGUAUUGUACAUAAAAGCUGAUGCUUUGGAAAUUUGAUGAAGUAUGCAUUACUCAAAUUUUUUAAAGGCUGUGUUAAAAAAAAAGAGCUUACAAAACAACUUGAACUAACUGAAAUUUUUGUUUGAAAGAUACCAAGAGUAAUGUGAAGAGCUUCAAAGAUUACCUGAUGCAACUAUGAAUCAGGUUGAUUACUACUAAAAAAAUUUAAAAUGUAGGCGAGAUUGGUGUAAUAUUGCAGAUCAUGUGUUCAUGGAUGCAUUGAUUGUUCAUAAAGUAUCCGGGCUUUCCCUGAGUGACUAAAGGGAAUUGAAACUUUUAUCAGUGAAAAUUCGGUUAGUGUUGGGGGGAAAAAAAAUGACGAAUUAAAAAAUAAAUACCUCUAAUUAUUAACUCAAUGAGAACAAAGAAUUCAAUAUAAUUAACAAAAAAGAAA
Molecule: messenger RNA, 2597 nt
Organism: Bemisia tabaci
Lineage: Eukaryota; Metazoa; Arthropoda; Insecta; Hemiptera; Aleyrodidae
Source: RefSeq, a predicted model, not a curated record